Molecule: messenger RNA, 1169 nt
Organism: Camellia sinensis
Lineage: Eukaryota; Viridiplantae; Streptophyta; Magnoliopsida; Ericales; Theaceae
Product: transcription factor MYB15
Source: RefSeq, a predicted model, not a curated record
CUUAAAAUCUUUAUCACAGAGAGAGAGAGAGAGAGAGAGGGGCAAAUAGAGAGAGAGAGAGGGGCAAAUAGAGAGAAUGGUGAGAACGCCAUGCUUUGACAAUAAUGGAAGGAAGAAAGGAGCAUGGAGUCCAGAAGAAGAUAACAAGUUGAGAGCUUAUAUUCAGAGAUAUGGUCAUUGGAACUGGCGUGAACUGCCUAAGUUCGCAGGUCUAUCUAGAUGCGGAAAGAGUUGCAGAUUGCGAUGGAUGAAUUACCUGCGUCCCAAUGUGAAACGGGGAAACUACACCAAAGAAGAAGAGGAUAUCAUCAUCAAAUUACAUGAAGCCCUUGGAAAUAAAUGGUCGGCCAUUGCUGCAAAAUUACCCGGAAGAACAGACAAUGAAAUAAAAAACCACUGGCACACCCACCUCAAGAAGCGAUCCAAACAAAACAAAUCAGCUAAGAUAAAAAACCAAUCCACUGGAACAGACAGUGAUCGAUCUGAAUCUAAAGCAGACCACAGAGAGAGAUCUACUGAAAUGUUAAAAUGUGAAGCCAACCAAGAAGUGGAAUCUGAUGAUCAGCCCUGCCCAAUUUUGGAGAGCUCGGCGCUGUUCCAAGAACCAUCUUCAAGUGAAAUCUCAUCCUUGAGCUCUGAUUAUGCAAUGUUAAGUGGUGGUGUGAACAGGGCACUUGAGGAUAGCUUGAGUUCAUUAGAUUCAUUUGCAGAACCAAUUGAGAAUUUCUGGACUCAACCAUUUUUAGCAGACACAUACUGUGAUGAUGAAAAUAAUUUUUCAUCCAACUUCGUGGAGGGAGGAUUUGUGUCUCCAUUUGAUUCAUACUAUGAUGAUGAUAGCAUGGAUUUCUUAUCCCAAGUACUGCAAGAACUUCCCAAAUCUUGAUGACGAAAUUAAGGAAAUUAAAGAGAAACUAAAAUUGUUGAAUGUUUAUUAGUUGUACCAAGUAAUAAAAUCCUAGUAAUACAUCAUUAAUUACUUUCUCUUCCAGAAUAAUAUGACUGAACGGGCUUAACCAGUUUAGCCCGUACCAUGUACCUUGUUAGGUGAUGAGUAAUUUUAAUCUCUCCACUUGAGUUUAAUUUUGUUCCCGUGUAUUUGUUGGGAUUUCUGUCUUUUCAUUGUGAAAAUUUCUUUAUAUUAACUAUGUGUAAUUAAUUCUGUGUUA